AUGGACCCAAACCAAUUAGCCAGCAUCCAGGAUCAAAAUAACCAUAGAGAAGACGAGUGUAGAAUGAAUAACCCAGAGAAUAGAAAAAGAUGUAACAGAUGCAAAGGACCAGCUCAUUCAUUCAACAUAUGCGAGACACAUGACGAGGAAGAUAGACAGGUAAACCAGAAUGAACGAGUACUGACAGCAAGAAUUGAACCAACAUCAGAAGAAGUAAGACCAGAAGAAGAUGACGAAAGAAAAGAAACCUCUUCAGAAGAAGAAUCAUCCACCUCAGAAGAAGAAGAAGAAGAAGAACAAAAUACCGAACUUUAA
Molecule: messenger RNA, 315 nt
Organism: Caenorhabditis briggsae
Lineage: Eukaryota; Metazoa; Nematoda; Chromadorea; Rhabditida; Rhabditidae
Exons: 1
Coding region: 1-315 (104 amino acids)
Source: RefSeq, a predicted model, not a curated record